This is a messenger RNA of Hyaena hyaena (striped hyena), 3697 nucleotides long. RefSeq names its product phospholipid-transporting ATPase IB-like. Lineage: Eukaryota; Metazoa; Chordata; Mammalia; Carnivora; Hyaenidae. Gene Ontology annotation, molecular function: magnesium ion binding; ATP hydrolysis activity; ATPase-coupled intramembrane lipid carrier activity. The coding region runs from base 59 to 3487 and encodes 1142 amino acids. The transcript is spliced from 37 exons. The record is from RefSeq and is a predicted model, not a curated record. Gene Ontology annotation, biological process: phospholipid translocation; neuron development. Gene Ontology annotation, cellular component: plasma membrane.
AUUAACCCUAAAAGGACCUGUUGAUUUCUCUUUAAGCUGUCAGAACGUGGAGGAAAAGAUGGGCUGGCCACAGUCUCUGCAAGGAGCAGAUGUGUCCAAAGUCCGCACCAUUUACCUCAACGAACCCCUUAGGAACGCUUUCUGCAAAAACUCCAUCAGCACAGCCAAGUACAGCCUGUGGUCGUUCCUCCCUCGAUAUUUAUAUCUGCAGUUUAGCAAAGGUGCCAAUGCUUUCUUCCUGUUCAUUACGAUACUGCAGCAAAUUCCAGAUGUGUCUCCAACGGGGAAAUACACAACUCUCUUGCCUUUGAUGAUUAUUCUUACCAUUUCAGGCAUCAAAGAGAUUGUAGAAGAUUAUAGACGACAUAUGGCAGACAGAUUAGUUAACACGAAGAACACAAUAGUGUUCAGAGAGAAUGAAUGGAAAGUGAUUAUGUGGAAAGAGGUCAAUGUAGGUGACAUUGUGAAGACCUCAAAUGGACAGUUCCUUCCUGCAGACAUGGUUCUGAUUUCUUCCAGUGAACCCGAGGCAACGUGUUAUAUUGCAACCAGUAAUCUGGAUGGGGAGACAAACCUAAAAAUACGGCAGGCUUUGUUACAAACCGCUGACAUGCAAACAGAAAAACAAUUGUCAAGCCUCUCUGGAAAAAUAGAAUGCGAAGGACCUAAUCGUCAUUUCGAUACCUUCAUUGGAACCUUGUAUCUAAAUGGUAAAAGCCCGGUUGCAGUCGGACCUGGUCAGGUCCUGCUAAGAGGUACACAACUUAAAAAUACCCAGUGGGUCCUUGGCAUAGUUAUUUAUACUGGAUCUGAAACCAAAUUCAUGCAGAAUUCCAUCAAACUGCCCCUCAAGAGAUCGACUGUUGAGAAGGUGACCAACGUGCAAAUCCUUCUGCUGUUUUUGCUGCUCCUGGCCAUGUCCUUGGUGAGCUAUGUGGGAGCCAUACUCUGGAAGGAAGGGCAUGGAGGAGACAUUUGGUACAUCGGGAUGAAGGAGAGCAGCUCCCACGGCCUAGGGUUUGACAUAUUGGUGUUCAUCAUCUUGUAUCACAAUCUCAUCCCCAUCAGCCUGCUGGUCACUCUGGAGAUUGUGAAGUACAUUCAGGCCCUGUUUAUAAACUGGGAUGAAGACAUGCAUUAUAAAGGAAAUAAUGUCUAUGCCAUGGCCAGAACGUCCAAUCUUAACGAAGAGCUUGGGCAGGUGGAAUAUUUAUUUUCUGAUAAAACAGGAACGCUCACUUGCAAUAUUAUGACACUGAAGAAGUGUACCAUUGCAGGCAUAAUUUAUGGAAAUCUGUCAAACAGAAGUGACACCAUUUUGGACAACCUAAGUGUGUCACCCUCUACCAUCACAGAAACCAGUGGAUUCAGUGACCCAAUGUUACUGCAGAACUUUGAGAGUGACCAUCCCACAAAAGAUUACAUAAAGGAGUUUCUUACCCUGUUAUGUGUGUGUCACACCGUUGUUCCGGAGAGAGAUGGAGAUGACAUAAUCUACCAGGCUUCCUCCCCAGAUGAAGCAGCUUUAGUGAAAGGAGUGAAGAAAUUUGGCUUUGUUUUUACUACAAGAACGCCAUCCUCUGUCACCAUAGAAGCUAUGGGACAGAACUUCACAUUUGAAAUUCUUAACAUCCUGGAGUUUUCUAGUAAUAGAAAAAGGAUGUCUAUAAUUGUCCGAACUCCUACAGGAAAGCUCCGGCUAUACUGCAAAGGGGCUGAUACAGUGAUUUAUAAGAGACUUUCAGAUGACUCUCUCUUUGUGAAGGAGACAUUGGCCCAUCUGGAAUGUUUUGCCAAAGAAGGGCUGAGAACCCUCUGCAUCGCCUAUACAGAUUUAACUGAGAAAGAAUAUCAACAGUGGUUGAUGGAGUAUAAAAAAGCAAGUACAGUUCUACAAGACAGAAUGCAGAGUUUGGAAGAAUGCUAUGAUAAUAUUGAAAAGAAUUUUCUGCUGCUUGGCGCCACAGCCAUUGAAGAUCACCUUCAAGCACACGUUCCAGAAACGAUAACAACUCUACUGAAAGCAAACAUAAAAAUAUGGGUCCUGACAGGAGAUAAACAAGAAACUGCAAUUAACAUAGCUUAUUCCUGUAAACUGUUAUCAACCCAGAUGCCUCGUAUUCAACUGAAUUCAAAGUCACUUGAGGCAACACAACAAGCAGUUAAUCAGAACUGUCAAGAUCUUGGAAUCCUGUUAGGGAAAGAAAAUGACCUGGCCCUCAUCAUUGACGGUGAAACACUGAAGUAUGCCUUCCAUCCUGACAUUAAGAGGAACUUCCUCAACUUGGCCCUCUCGUGUAGAGCAGUAUUAUGUUGUAGGUUGUCUCCGCUCCAGAAGGCAGAAAUCGUGGACCUGGUGAAGAAGCACGUAAGGGCCAUCACCCUUGCCGUCGGGGACGGGGCCAACGACGUGGGGAUGAUCCAGACGGCGCACGUGGGCGUGGGGAUCAGCGGCAACGAGGGCAUGCAGGCCACCAACAACUCGGACUACGCCAUCGCGCAGUUUAGCUACUUGGAGAAGCUUCUGUUGGUUCAUGGAGCUUGGAAUUAUUUUCGAGUGACAAAAUGCAUAUUGUACUGUUUCUACAAAAAUGUCGUGUUAUACAUUAUUGAGCUUUGGUUCGCCUUUGUCAAUGGAUUUUCUGGGCAGAUUAUAUUUGAACGUUGGUGCAUUAGCUUAUACAAUGUGAUUUUCACUUCAUUACCACCUCUUACUCUGGGGAUCUUUGAGCAGUGCUGCAGUGAGAAGAGCCUGCUGAGGUAUCCACAGCUCUACAGGAUUUCUCAGGCAGGGGAAAUCUUCAACACAAAGGUGUUUUGGUUUCAGUGUAUAAAUGCUUUGGCCCAUUCUUUCAUUCUCUUCUGGUUGCCCAUGAAAAUGCUGGAAAAUGAUAUGGUCUUACAAGGGGGCUAUACUACAGACUAUUUGUUUCUUGGAAAUUUUAUUUAUACGUACGUAGUUGUCACUGUUUGUCUGAAAGCUGGUUUAGACACACUAUCUUGGAAUAAAUUUAAUCAUUUGGCAAUCUGGGGAAGCAUAGUUAUAUGGCUGGUGUUUUUUGCAAUUUACUCUUUCUUAUGGCCCACAAUUCCUCUUGCUCCUGAAAUGAGAGGACAGAUCAGUAUGGCCCUGGUUUGUCCACACUUCUGGCUGGGUUUCUUCAUAGUCCCCAUUAUGUGCCUGAUUCUAAAUCUAUUAUGGACAUCGAUUACAAACACCUGCAACAGGACGCUCCUGGAAGAGGUUCGUGAGAUGGAAAGUGGCAAAGUUCAAGGGCUUCAUCUUCCAACAGUGUCUGAGAAGGGGAUGAAGACAAAACACCCUCAGCUGCCUCUACCCAGCCAGCUGCACCAGGUCGUCUUCCAGGACGAAUCCGUUGAUCGCAGUGCCCCACACGGGUACGCGUUUUCCCAGCUAGAGCACCGGGGGAGCAGUCAGGAAGGACCCGGCCGUUCUUCCGACGCGCCCGCAGUCGAAACCAGAUAAGCGCUUCAGUGCGAUCGCUUGAGUCCAGCGCUGGGUGAGCUCUGGGCCCCACGUGCGGAGACUGCGGAGCGUGCCAGCACCCCCACAUGCUCAUUUCUUGCGACUCUGGCCAGUUUGCUGCUUAUGUCAUCGACGGAGCCACAAUCCUCGGGUAUAAAUAACGGGGGAAGCCUGUUUGCGUUUUUUUUUUUUAAUUUGCCUUCAGUGUUU